GUCUGUACUUUCCUAAAACUUCAUCAAUAACAAUGUGUGAGGGUGAGAAAGAAAUUGACUUUAUCUGGAACUUACUUGAAAGUCAAUGUUUAGCGCGGAGCCUGACAUUCACAGGUGAUGCUAGCCAACCCAUUAGGCUAGCUUAGCUCCAAACACCAGCUGGUCAGACUUCUCCAGGUUCAGUCAUGGUGGACGCAGCGGCGGCCGAGCAGUUCCUGGACACAAACCCGCAGUUUGCCAAGCAAUACUAUGACAUCAACUUCCGACCCAAAGUGGUGUCCGACCUGCUGGACAGCAACCGCAAGACGGCAGUUGACACCAGUAGAUUCCAUGAUCUGACUGCGGUGGACGAGAGCGAGAUCCUCUUCGACCUGGUCCGAGACAUCCAGGACAACCUGCAGAUGGAGAAGUCUGUCUUCAACCUGAUGAGACACCUGAGCUUCAUGAUGAGAGCCGACCGCAUGAGCCUCUUCAUGUACCGACAGAGGAACGGCGUGGCGGAGCUGGCCACCAGGUUGUUUAACGUCCACAAAGAUGCUGUGUAUGAAGACUGCCUGGUGCCACCAGAUAGUGAGAUCGUUUACCCGCUGGACAUGGGCGUUGUGGGCCACGUGGCUUCCACCAAGAAGAUGGUCAACAUCCCUGAUGUGUCAGAGAGUCCUCAUUACAGCGACUUUGUGGACGAGCUGACUGACUACAAGACCAAGAGCAUCCUGGCCGUGCCGAUCAUGAACGGUAAAGAUAUGGUGGCAGUUAUGAUGGCAGUCAACAAACUGGAUGAGCCUCGCUUCACAGCAAAGGAUGAGGAGACCCUGAAUAAGUACCUGAACUUUGCCAACCUGGUCCUGAGAGUCUUCCAUCUGAGUUAUCUGCACAACUGUGAGACCCGGAGAGGCCAGGUGCUCCUGUGGUCGGCAAGCAAGGUUUUCGAGGAGCUGACAGACAUCGAGAGACAGUUCCACAAGGCCUUGUACACUGUCAGGGCUUUCCUCAACUGUGACCGCUACUCUGUGGGGCUACUGGACAUGACAAAGACGAAGGAAUUCUUCGACCUUUGGCCUGUUCAAAUGGGAGAAGUGCCACCGUACGACGGGCCCAAAACGCCUGACGGCAGAGAAAUCAUCUUCUACAAGAUCAUUGACUACAUCCUGCACGGCAAAGAGGACAUCAAAGUCAUUCCAAACCCUCCGGCGGAUCACUGGGCUCUGAUCAGCGGACUGCCGACGUAUGUGGCGGAGACAGGACUGAUCUGCAACAUCAUGAAUGCUGCCCAGGACGAGUUCUUCGCCUUCCAGAAAGAACCCCUGGACGACUCCGGCUGGACCAUUAAAAACGUCCUGUCAAUGCCAAUCGUCAACAAGAAAGAGGAGAUAGUGGGCGUGGCCACGUUCUAUAACAGGAAAGACGGGAAACCCUUUGAUGAAAUGGAUGAAACACUGAUGGAGUCGCUGACCCAGUUCCUGGGCUGGUCAGUCCUGAACACCGACACCUACGACCGGAUGAACAAGCUGGAGAACCGCAAGGACAUCUUCCAGGACAUGGUGCUGUACCACGUCAAGUGUCGCAAGGACGAAAUUCAGAACAUUCUGAAUACCAGGGAGAGAUGGGGGAAGGAGCCCGAUGAGUGUGAGGAGGAGGAGCUAGAGGAGAUCCUGUCUGAAGUUUUACCAAACUCCAAGAAGUCGGAGAUCUUCGAGUUUCACUUCUGCGAUUUUGAGCACAGCGAGUUGGACCUGGUGAAAUGUGGCAUCAAGAUGUACUAUGAGCUCAAAGUGGUGGACAAGUUCCACAUCCCCAGAGAGGCUCUGGUGAGAUUCAUGUUCUCGCUCAGCAAAGGCUACAGGAAGAUCACUUACCACAACUGGAGACAUGGCUUCAACGUGGGACAGACCAUGUUCACCCUGCUCAUGACUGGUGACCUGAAGAGGUACUACACAGACCUGGAGUGCAUGGCGAUGGUGACAGCCGGCUUCUGUCACGACAUUGACCACAGGGGGACCAACAACCUGUACCAGAUGAAGUCUGGUAAUCCUCUGGCCAAGCUUCACGGCUCCUCCAUCUUGGAAAGACACCAUCUGGACUUUGGCAAGACUCUUCUGAGAGAUGAGGCGCUGAAUAUUUUCCAAAACCUCAACCGCCGGCAGCACGACCUCGUCAUCCACCUCAUGGACAUCGCCAUCAUCGCGACAGACCUCGCGCUCUACUUCAAGAAGAGAACAAUGUUCCAGAAGAUUGUGGACCAGUCAAAGACCUACGAGAACUGGAGCGACUGGACCAAAUACAUGAUGCUGGAGACGACUCGGAAAGAGAUUGUCAUGGCCAUGAUGAUGACCGCCUGUGAUCUGUCUGCCAUCGCCAAACCCUGGGAGAUCCAAAGCAAGGUGGCGCUGUCAGUGGCUGCAGAGUUCUGGGAGCAGGGAGACCUGGAGCGGACGGUUCUGGAGCAGCAGCCCAUUCCCAUGAUGGACAGGAACAAGUCGGACGAGCUGCCCAAGCUCCAGUGCGGUUUCAUCGACUUCGUCUGCUCCUUCGUGUACAAGGAGUUCAGCCGCUUCCACGCCGAGAUCACGCCCAUGCUGGACCGCCUGCUCAACAACAGGAAGGAGUGGAACGCGCUGAAGGAGGUGCACGAGGCCAAAGUGGCCCAGCUGGAGGCUGCCAGGAAAGCUAAGGAGGAGGCGGCGCAGAGAGCUGCUGCUGCACGGCAAGCGAGUGCAGCUCAGUCUCAGUCCAAGACUUGUGUCCUGAGCUAGAGUCCGGCCGAGCUGCUCCGCGCUGGACCACCUUCUCCUUCCCUCUUCUUUCUCUUCCUCGUCCUGCGGUCGCUCGUGUAGACGCUCGCCGGCUCCGCAGGCCGCGGUCACGGGAGCGACUGGCUCUCCUGGGUCUGUGACCACAUGCUGGGCCACUGUUAGCAAUGUCAGCAAGUCCGGUCCUCACCUGCUCCCCGGGUUUCCAUUUGUGGCAGCAGAUCUGUGAGAUUAGAAACAUAUUGCUGUUGUGUAUCUGCGCUCACCUUCCACCCGCCUGGAAACAGCUUCAUCGCAGGACCUGGCGUUUCAUUAAAGGUCUCUGGUGCUUC
Molecule: messenger RNA, 3082 nt
Organism: Synchiropus splendidus (mandarinfish)
Lineage: Eukaryota; Metazoa; Chordata; Actinopteri; Syngnathiformes; Callionymidae
Gene: pde6a
Product: phosphodiesterase 6A, cGMP-specific, rod, alpha
Exons: 24
Coding region: 186-2753 (855 amino acids)
Biological process (GO): signal transduction
Molecular function (GO): protein binding; 3',5'-cyclic-nucleotide phosphodiesterase activity
Source: RefSeq, a predicted model, not a curated record